Molecule: messenger RNA, 3030 nt
Organism: Melospiza georgiana
Lineage: Eukaryota; Metazoa; Chordata; Aves; Passeriformes; Passerellidae
Gene: SOST
Product: sclerostin
Exons: 2
Coding region: 1-639 (212 amino acids)
Biological process (GO): negative regulation of Wnt signaling pathway; ossification; negative regulation of BMP signaling pathway
Molecular function (GO): BMP binding
Source: RefSeq, a predicted model, not a curated record
AUGCAGAUCCCUUGGGCUGUGUGUGCUGUCUGUGUCCUGACACAAAUCACGCUUCGCUCUGUGCAAGGCUGGCAGGUGUUUAAAAAUGAUGCUACAGAAAUCAUUCCCGAGAUCACUGAAAAUCCAGAAACGCCAAUGGAGCCGACUUUCAGCAACAACAACACCAUGAACCAGGCAAAACAUGGAGGAAGACACAUACAACAAACUCCAGACCUCAGUGAUGCCGCCUUCAGCUGCCGGGAGGUUCGCACCACGCGGUUCCUGACGGACGGGCCGUGCCGCAGCCUGAAGCCGGUGAAGGAGCUGCUGUGCUCGGGCCAGUGCGAGCCCUCGCACCUGCUGCCCAACUCCAUCGGCCGCGGCAAGUGGUGGCGGCAGAACGCGCCCGAUUUCCGCUGCAUCCCCGCGCACAGCCGCACCCAGCGCGUCCUCAUGGCCUGUCCCCAGCAGGAGACGCGGACUUACAAAUUCCGGGCGGCCACGGCCUGCAAGUGCAAGCGCUACACCCGCUACCACAACCAGUCCGAGCUCAAGGACUUCGGCAAGGACGUGCCCCGGCCCCAGAAGAACAAGAAAGCGCAUCUGGCCAGAGCCAGGAGCGGCAAAUCCAACCAGCACGAGCUGGAAAAUGCCUAUUAGGAGGGAAGGGUGGAUGGAUGGAUGGGUGGAUGGAAGGAUGGAUGGAGGUGGCUCUGGGUUGUUGAGUUUGUGAGGUGCCCGGGAUGAGGUGAGAAUCUGCCUCCCAUGUUCUCAGAAGGCUGAUUUAUUAUUUUAUGGUAUUAUAUUGUAUUAAAAGAAUAUACUAAAACUAAGAGAAAGGAUACAGCCAGAAGGCUUGACAAGAAUGAUGAUGAAAAAGUCGUGGCUGACUCCUCAGAGUCCGACACAGCUGGUGGUGAUUGGUCAUUAAGUAAAAACAAUUCACAUGAAGCCAAUCAAACCUGUUGGUAAACAAUUCCAAAGCAGCAAAACAGGGAGAAGCAAAUGAGAUAAUAUUGUUUUCACUUUUCUCUGAGGCUUCUCAUCUUCCCAGGAGAAGAAAUCCUGGCGAAGGGAUUUUUCAGAAAAUGUGCCAGUGGCACUGGGCGACACAGACCAGCAGCUCCAGAUGUUUGCUGAACCAUCAAAAGGCACUCGGAGGUCACACCAUGAUGCUCUGACUGCAGAAGGUUCCAAUUCCUUCUGCUGAGCUGGGUCAAAUAGGCAAAAAAUGGGUCAGAUUGUAGCACUUAUGUGUGAUAAAGAAUGAGAUAAAUUCAGCUGGAGGCACCUGUCACUACAGGACACGAAAUAACACGCAGCUCUCUCAAGGCAAAAAGAGAAUUUUUAAUUUCUGGCUCCAGCAUUUAUAGAUUUCCAAAAGUGACAGUGGAUUGGAGGGUGACAGUGCCACCUCUCCACUGACACUGGACAAACCAACAGUCUGUCAAAUUUCUCCUCCUCCAGAAAAGAAUGCAAAACAAUGAUUCAUUUACAUAAAGCAUAUGAGGAAAUUUGUUACAAGAAUGUAAACAUCAGAAAGCUUAGAAAAACUUAAAUGUGAGGUUUUUCAGGAGAGAAGGACCCUUCCAUGUGCAUGCUGGACAAAUAAAUUAAAGUUUUCUCCCCCAGUCUCACGGGUUUGCUGCUGUCACUCACUUGUGUUGUCCUGCCUGCAGCUCAAAGAAUUGCAUCUUGUCUUGCUGCCAGCACUGGGCAGUUGUUUAUGCCCUGUAAAACAAAAAUACUGCAAGCCUUGUGGAUAAUCAACCAGUAUUGCUGGGGAGAAUUAAAUCCCUGAGUUCACCGGAAAAUAUUUAGCGUUAGAUUUUAAAUGUAAAACCAUUCGAUUAUUAGAUUAUUGAGUCACCAGAACACAUUUAGCGCUAGAUUUUAAAUGUAAAACCAUGAGAUUUGUUGAGUUCAUCAGAAAAAUCAGGGUGACAGGAGGUGCAUGGCAGUUUGUGUGUCCUGGAGGAGCAGGGAGGCAGAGGAGAGCGAAGCUGGUGUGGGCACAGCCACAUUUUGCUUUAUUCCAAAGGGAACAUUUACAGGAAUAGAAUCUUGGAAUCCGUUCCCCAGACCAGGAUGCAGGACAAGGCUGCAGUUAUGAAAGCACCAGGAGAGUCUCUGAAGGAGCCCUAGAAGGUUUGGGGCAGCAGGGAUUUCAGGUUCUGGUGGAUGAAGUCAAAUUGUUGGGAAAUGAGCACAUUACCAGAUGUCCUCGUGCACCAGGUGUUGCCUCUCGAACCGAAAUGUGACAUUAAUGUUCUCAAAACAGAAGUAAAAGUGUGACAAAUCCAUCUCAUAUUUUUAAUUAGAAGAUUAUGGGGUUGACAAGUUCAAAACUGGCGACUAGAACCAUAUUGAUUUGGGAACAAUGAUUUGUUUUAGGGACAAUUCAACAAAUUCUCCUGGAAUUGGAGCGGAGCAGAUUUAUGAACAAGAUGCUCCCUCCAAACCAGAUAAGCUCACUGAUGUUUGUCCUGUAAGCAGCUAACAUUAUCCAUAGCCUAACAUAGAAUAUAGUGAUUAUUCCUUAUUUCCUAGAACAUGUUUGACUUUAAUAUCAGCUUAGACACAUCCAUUUACAUUUUCUGUUCUGUAGAGGUUGGAUUAUGUGGCCACACACUCUGUAGCAGUAAAACUGUGCAAACCCAGCUCUGGGAGUGAGGUGGUGCUUCUGCAUUAAAAGUGAGCCUCUGCUAAGUCAUGAAUUCCUCUAGAAAAGUCUUUAGGAUAUGCAACUUUGUUUUUUCUUUAGUUUGGCAGCAAUUUUCCUUUGCUUAGCUUCUCAACACUCAGAGUAAUGUUUAUGUUUUUACAUUAAAGGAUAUUGUUAGAAAGUGAAUUGUCAAAUGCUGUAUACAUCCUGUAGAAUUUAUGCUGAAAUAAUAUAAAUGUGGAAAUUUGAAAUGUUGAUAGAUUUUUCAGUUGUUUUAUGUGAGACCAGAACCUAGGGACAAAAGAUACCAUUUCAGAGAGUGAAUUAUGUAUUUAUUUUUUUCCAGAAAAUUAUUUAUGCAAUGUUUCAACUUGUAGAGAACGAGA